UUUACCUUGCAAUAACAAAUUCACUCUUGAUUGCAAGUUCUAGAAUCCAAUUUCCUGUCUCGUUAUCUGGUCCCUCUACCCUUUUGAAGUGUAGAAGGAUGGAAUGGCUUUCCUUUCUGGCACAAUCCAACCCCCUUCCUUUAACUUUUUGUCAGACCCUAAAUCAGUGGUGCCCAGACUUUGUCACCUUGCAAUCUACUCUUGCCAUCAUGAGAUCUACCUUAAGAACUAAUAGCAGGAUGGCACAGAGGCAAUUCCAUGUAUAAAUACCCCCAAUACGCCAAUGUGCCGAAAUUCGACGCUUCCGUGAGACAAUUUUUUCUGCCAGGAACUUUAAGAAGCUUCGCUUUCCCCCGCCUGAGAACAUUUGAUUCUCUUUCUGUGUGAGAUCAUUGGAGGAGGUGAAGAGAACCAUGCAGUUGAUUUGGGGAAGGACUUAACACUCUGUGCUGUUAAUGUCUGUAUUCAAGAGGGGACUGCAGGAGUCAGGACUGCUGCUCAGGAUUUGGUGCAGGGAAUAAUCUCAAAUCUGCAAUCACUAUCCCUUGGUCUUUGGGGAUCUGCAUGUCGCCUGGAGGAGCUGCACCACCUCUUACCCUCUUCUGAUCUCAGCUUCUCCAUGGACUGACAAACGGAAUAAUCACCGACUAAAGCAUAUUCAUUAGCAUUCGCCAAAUCUGAUUGCCAAGCCCAGGAUUGUAGCAACCAAGCUAGGAAAAUGACAUCGCCAGCGAAAUUUAAAAAGGAUAAAGAGAUCAUCGCUGAGUAUGAUACCCAAGUGAAAGAGAUUCGAGCUCAGCUCAUAGAACAGCUAAAAUGCCUUGACCAACAAUGUGAUCUACGCACUCAGCUUCUACAAGACCUACAGGAUUUCUUCCGCAAGAAGGCAGAGAUAGAAAUGGAUUAUUCCCGAAACCUGGAGAAGCUUACGGAGCGGUUCCUUUCCAAAACACGUGGAGCAAAAGAUCAGCAGUUUAAGAAAGAUCAAAAUGUACUAUCUCCGGUGAACUGCUGGAACCUGCUUCUCACCCAGGUAAAAAGGGAGAGUCGAGAUCAUGCAACACUUAGUGAUAUCUACCUGAAUAACAUUAUUCCGCGAUUUGGUCAGAUCAGCGAAGACUCUGGGCGAUUGUUCAAAAAGAGUAAAGAGAUUGGGCUGCAGCUGCAUGAGGAUCUGAUGAAAGUGUUAAAUGAACUUUACACGGUGAUGAAGACAUAUCAUAUGUACAAUGCGGACAGCAUCAGUGCACAGAGCAAACUGAAAGAUGCAGAGAAGCAAGAGGAGAAGCAGAUGAGUCGAUCCGUAAGACAAGAAGACCGCCAGACUCCCCGUUCUCCCGACACCGCAGCAAGCAUCCGGCUUGAGGAAAAGCACAUACGGCGUAGCUCAGUUAGGAAGAUCGAGAAGAUGAAAGAGAAGCGCCAGGCCAAAUACACUGAAAACAAAGUAAAAGCAAUAAAGGCUCGGAAUGAGUAUGUUUUGGCUCUGGAAUCAACUAAUGCAUCUGUAUUCAAAUACUACAUCCAUGAUUUGUCGGACCUCAUUGAUUGCUGUGACUUAGGCUAUCACUCCAGCCUGCACCGUGCCCUUCGUACCUUCCUCUCUGCUGAAUUCAACUUGCAGCACUCAAAGCAGGAGGGUCUUGAAGCUUUGGAGAAUGCAACAGAAAAUCUAGAUGCAUCUACAGAUAAACAACGUCUGAUGGAGUCUUCCAACAGUGUCUUUUGCCCACCAGUAAGGUUUGAGUUCCAACCACACAUGGGAGACAUGGUCGCCCAGCUCUGUGCUCAGCAGCCUCUGCAAGGGGAACUGGCACAAAGGUGUCAGCAGCUGCAGUGUCGUUUGUCUACCCUUCAGAUUGAGAAUGAGGAGGUGAAAAAGACCAUGGAAGCGACGCUUCAGACUAUUCAAGACAUGGUCACUGUAGAAGACUUUGAUGUAUCAGACUGCUUCCAGUAUAGCAAUUCCAUGGAGUCUGUAAAAUCAACUGUGUCAGAGACUUACAUGAGCAAACCAAGCAUUGCCAAGCGCCGUGCCAACCAGCAAGAGACCGAGCAAUUCUACUUCACGAAAAUAAAAGAAUUUCUAGAGGGGCGAAAUCUGAUCACAAAACUGAAAGCCAAGCACGACAUGCUGCAGAAAACCCUGGGAGAGUGUCAGCGCACAGACUGUUCUCUAGCCAGUGGUCGUAGAAUGUCUACCCUCAGAAAGCAGGAUGCCAAGCAACCCAUUCCACUAGUGGUUGAAAGCUGUAUUCGGUUCCUAAGUCAACAUGGUCUCCGGCAUGUUGGAAUAUUUCGGGUGUCUGGUUCUCAGGUGGAAGUGAAUGAUAUAAAGAAUGCAUUUGAGAGAGGGGAGGACCCCUUGGAAGAAGACCAGAAUGACCAUGAUUUGGAUUCAGUGGCUGGUGUCCUCAAGCUACAUUUUCGAGGGCUUGCAACUCCUCUUUUUCCAAAGGAAAUCUUCCAUGACCUCCUGAGCUGUGUCUCAAUGGACAACAUUCAAGAGAGAGCAUCCCACAUGCGCAGAGUAUUACUUUGUUUCCCUUCUUCUACACUAGUUCUCAUGAGAUACCUCUUCUCCUUCCUCAAUCAUCUGUCUCAGUUUAGUGAUGAUAAUAUGAUGGAUCCCUACAAUCUGGCCAUCUGCUUUGGUCCAACCUUGAUGUGUGUCCCUGACAAUCAUGACCAGGUGUCUUACCAAUCACAUAUCAAUGAGAUCAUCAAAACCAUCAUCAUGCAGCAUGAAUGCAUCUUUCCUGGUCCACGCGAGCUGGAGGGACCAGUCUAUAUCCCAGGGAGUGAAGACUGCGAGAGUUCUCACAGUGAGCCCAUCUCAGCAGAAGACAGUGUGUUGGAUAUUACAACUGAAUUGCAAAGUUCAGAAGAGGGUUACCACACCAACAGCACUGGAUAUAGCAGCCGGAGGAUACUUACUGGAAGUGAAGAUCCCCCAAGCGAGAGGUCAAGCCCUCGAUCUGAAUCUGAGCAAAGCUCUGAGCCACUUCCUCAAGAAAAGGUCACCGCAAGAGCCACUCUCAGCUGUCCUGCAGGGAGUCAUGUGGCUGAUAUAUACCUUGCUAAUAUUAACAAACAGAGGAAGAGGCCAGAAUCUGGAAGCAUUCGGAGAACGUUCCGGCAGAGUGAUAGCCUCUCUAGUUCUGAUACAUCAGAGCCAGCUUCCCCCGGAGGAUCAGUAAGACCUGCAUCUCAACCUGUCAUGAGCCAAAACUUCUCUAGGGAGGCUCCAGACCGCUGCUCUAUCAGUGGACAUGGCACAGUCAGCAACAUUAGUCGACAUGCGUCCCUGAAGAACCGGAUGGAUAGCCCUCAAAUACGUAAAGCAAUGGCGGCAGGAAGGUCAAAGAGCUUCAACAAUCACCGCCCACUGGAUCCAGAAGUCAUUGCUCAGGAUAUUGAAGCUACCAUGAACUCUGCUCUUAAUGAACUCAGGGAGCUUGAGCGCCAAAGCAAUGCUAAACAUGCCCCUGAUGUGGUGCUGGACACCUUGGAGCCUCUAAAGACCUCUCCUGUGGCUGCCCCUAAUUCUGAGCCUUCCAGUCCCCUCCAUGCCCAGUCCCUGAGGGAUGUGGAACCUGGUUUCCAGCGAAGCUCCAGCUCAGCUAGCGAUAUCACUUGUUCUUUCCGUACUGCCAAAUCUGUGCGGCUUCCCCCAUCUCGACCUCCAGCCACAAGGCCUAAACCUAAUAUGUUCCCCAAAUCUGGGCCCCAAGCUGCAAGUGGAGUAGGUUCUACAUCCGGUCAGCAGCCUCCUGACAAGUCUUGUCCAGUGUGAUGCUGGGUGUGGGGACAUCACUGUGAAAUCAAUGUUAAGUCUUCAGUGUGUACAUAGAGACUUGAGGGUCAUAAGAAGCCUUAAAAUAAAGGCGGGGAGAGGUUAAAAUGGGGAUAGAACUGAAGGUGUCAGUCCCAUGCAGGACCAAAAAGAAGAAAAAGCUGAGUGCAAACUGUUUAAUAGGUCAGUCCAACUCAGGGCAGAAGUGACCGCAUGAUAGCAAUGUUUAAUGUGUUAGCGGUCAGUCUGACUUGUGUAGCAAUGUGAUCUAAGGACAGCAACACAUUUAAUCAGUUCACAGGACAGUUCCAACGCCAAACUACAUAAACUACCAACUGGGUUUAAAAUAUUGUUCAGUGUAUGAAACUGUCCCUGUGUUUAGUUACUAGUUAGGAUUCAACUGGAUGUAGAGACUGCACCAAAAUAUGACCAGGGUAAGUUUUAGGCUCACAAGUUCAUUUUAAGCAUCAGCCAUUCAGUUAUGUUACAAAGUAUGUCACUGCUAUUAAUCUUUUUCCCUUAUAUAAGGGAUUGUUAUGCUGUCAUUUUUGACAAGUUACUGAAAUCUUUAAAAAUGGUUCAAAUGCCUUAAAUGAUACUGUAUUUACAGGUGGUGUUUUUAAUUUUAAAGAUCUUUCCUGGCUAAUGCCUGUUAAGUAAUUCCUGCAGGGCAACAGUAGCUUGUUGCAUGCCUAUAGUUUGUGCUGGGCACAGUACGCAAAGAAGCUCCCCUAGUACAGGACCAUGUAAACAAAUGCAAUAUGUUACUUUUUGCUGCUGGAAUCCCUUUAAUUGUUGUUGAUCUACAUUGUUUUGAUUCUGUACUUUCCUCUUUGUAUAAUGGAGGGUGCUUAUGUUAGAGGGAAUAUGUCCAAGCUGUAGCAGCCCACCGACCCUAAUGAAUUGGGAUCUAUAGUUUUUCAGUAGUAGACACCCUAGUAGCCUUCUUGGCUUUUGAAAGAGAGUGUCAUUUAAGUAUCCACUUUUUAGGUUGGUUUUGUUUUUAGCAUUUUGCAUUGUGGUUAUAUUCUUUUCUCUCUUAUUGAAUACAAGAACACAUUCACCAUUUGAAAAAGAAAAAUAUCACAUAAAAGUCAUAUCAAUUCAUUUUCGGUUGAAGGGGCAAUAGCCUGGCUGCUUUUUUUUUUUUUUUUUUUAAGGAAGGAUGUCUAAGAUGCUUUGCAGCUGCCUGAGGGUUUAUUCAGGUAAUUUUUUUUUGGGGGGGGGGUGUUGGGGAAAACAGAUUUGUUUCCCUAGAUACAUAAAGCUUGAAGGUCAUAGGGUGAGAUUUAGGGUGAAAAUAUCUCCUGCCCUAGAUACUCUUGGAACUAUUUCUGAAUGACAGACAACCAGUGUUUUACUUGUUAUGAGCUAUGGGGAGAUGGGAUUAAAAGGACUGAACCUGACGCAAAAGAUCUUAAAAUGAACAGUUUGAAAACUUUAAUCUAGAAUUCAGGGAAAGAUAAGUAGAUGAGAGAAUGGCUUCCUAUGAGUUUACUUUGGCAUUGUUGGGUUUGUAGCUUGUCCUUUGUAAUAUUAAUAUGUUAUUUUAAAAAAAAACUUUCAACCAUUACGUUGAUAUCAAGUACAGUUCCAAUAACCUACCCCUCGCUAAAGCCUUGGGCUACAAUUUGUGCCCUUUGUUCUACCCAGGAAGUGAAACUGGCCACCAUUGCUUAAAAGAUGGAACAGUGUUCAUGAUCAAAAUGGUUCUAUUGAUUCAAACUUUAACUUCAUGGCUGAUUAUUAAAUGUAGCAUUCCUGUCCAGGCUGCUUU
This is a messenger RNA of Xenopus laevis (African clawed frog), 5573 nucleotides long. RefSeq names its product SLIT-ROBO Rho GTPase activating protein 2 S homeolog (gene srgap2.S). Gene Ontology annotation, biological process: signal transduction. Bases 719 to 3796 code for a protein of 1025 amino acids. The record is from RefSeq and is a predicted model, not a curated record. Lineage: Eukaryota; Metazoa; Chordata; Amphibia; Anura; Pipidae. The transcript has 23 exons. Gene Ontology annotation, molecular function: GTPase activator activity.